Messenger RNA from Echinostoma caproni, 1512 nucleotides. The record is from the annotation of a GenBank genome assembly. NCBI's taxonomy places the organism in Eukaryota, Metazoa, Platyhelminthes, Trematoda, Plagiorchiida, Echinostomatidae.
AUGUGGCUAAUUGAAAAGGAGAUUUUGGUUGAACCGGCACCAUUACAACGUCCGGAGACGGAGCGUGUACCGAAAGAAUCUCACCACUCGCACGUGUCCACUUAUGCCAAUCCGCCUCGCAUCACGGAUGAGGAAGUUUUCGGUCAGGCUUAUAACCGAGUGAUCCAUUCUCCUGCUGCACUGCAACUGAUUCAAUUAGAACACACCUUCGCUCAAGCAGUGGCCGUAGAGGUCGAGAAGCGGAAUGCGGUUCUACGUCAGCUACAAGCCGAACUAGUGGCAGAAACAGAGCGGGGCUUGCAAUUGCGCGCCGUUGACACGGCGGAUACAAUCACCCAACUACAAGAACUCCAUGUGCGGAAUCGCGAUCUUAUAGAGACCCAGUGGGAUAGUUGUAUCAGUGAACUGCGUCGUCGACAGCGUCGCCAGUUGCGCGACAUUGUCAUGAAUCUGGACGAGCAAUUGUCCUUGGCGGAUGGGGAUCCACAAUCCGUGGAGUCCCGAUCAUUGGAUUCCAUAGAGGGCAGUGUGUCCGCUUGUUUGAAUCUGGCUCAGCUGAGUUCCGGCUCGUUGAUUCCUCCACCACCAUCGUCCAUUAUGACUAGUUCCACUGAUGAUCUGACCCACUCUACUGUCCCGGUCCCGUCCUCUCGAACAAGGAAACCUCGACUUACUCGUCACACACUGCCGACUGAUCCGGCAUCUCCACGCGAGGACCCGCAACUUCAGCCAUGGUCAGAGAGCUUCACGGUCCAGUUGGGCCGACAGAUGCGUACUACAUGCAAUUUUCGUUUGAUAAGGGCGGAUCCAAAUGAUUUGCUUCGCUCCAUCUGUCAGACUGAUUCCGGCGAUGCUGGUAAUAGUGCCGCAGCAGACAGUGCAAACGACCGAGUGUCGGAAAAUGCCGUCGGCGAGCGAUUGAGCAACGCGCUGGGGAUUUAUUCGAAUGAUCUGAAUGGUUUGGUGAUUCUGGUUGACAAGCGACUGACUGCUUAUCGGGGAGUCAAACGCCGUCUCGCGGAGGCAUGCGAACGCUCAACCGAGUUUCACUUCCCAGAGCUGAGCUUUCAGCUGAGUGAGAUUCGACAAACCUGUUGCCGUAUCGCAUCUGAAUGCUCUGGCCCGAAUUCGGUACUGCGACGUCCCUCUCAAAGAAAUAGUGUCACAGAUCGAGAAGAAGAUCGAAUUCGUUCCGGUGCCCCGUUGCAUUGUGCGUUGUCUGCUAUUUUGCGCACGUGCUUCGACUACGAUAUCACCACGUUGUCACUGCCCCUCUUACUAGUCCAAUCCCUGCAAGAUUAUAUGGAUGCCACAUGGCGUGCCCGACGCGCGGAAACUGUGUUCAAAGCGCUCAAAGGUGUCCUAAUGGAACUGAGCACGUGGCGCGGUCCGACUGUACGUGCGAUUCAGUUUCUCGCUCCACCGCAACUGUCCGACGCGGAGCUCGCUUCAUUCAGUCGAAUUAUCACUGCCUCAUUUCUUCAACCAGUACCAGUCAUUGUACCGGCUUGA